AUGUCCAACUACAAAUGGGAGCUUGGUAUGUAUUUUACCUUCAAACGUAACAUUAAGGAUGCAGUCAUAUCAUAUGCUAUACAAAAUGGUAGAAACCUGAAGUUCAUAAAAAAUGACAAGACAAGAUUGAGGGUAAGAUGUAAGGAUGGAUGUCAAUGGGAGCUCUAUUGUGCCAAGUUACCAGAUGAAGAUUCUUGGCAAGGGAUGUUACCUGCAAUGGAUGAUUUGUUGCUCAAUGUGGAACAACGAUUUUGUGUUAGACACUUGUAUAAUAAUUUUAGGAAAAGGUUUCCUAGUAAGAUGUUGAAGGAAGUUACAUGGAAGGCUGGAAAAUGCAACCGAAGCACGGAAAAUAGCUCACAACAAAGUCAAGAAGAAAGAUUGCAAGGCUGUGUAUUGCAUUCAAACGGCAAUAGAUUCAGCGAACUUCGACAGGAUUUUUAUGCUGAAUCGACGAAGGAGGCAUGGGAUAUUCUGGUGAAGUAUUAUGAAGGAGGUGAGAAAUUCAAGGUUGUCAAGUUACAGACCUUGUGUCGACAAUAUGAAUUGUUGUCGAUGAGAGAAGACGAAAAGGUUGUAGAGUAUGUGUCGAAGGUACAGAAACUCGUCCAUCUCAUGAAGGGUUGUGGUGAAACCCUAACCGAUAAGAUGAUAGUUGAGAAGGUAAUGCGUACGUUGAACUCUCACUUUGAUCACGUUAUCGUAGCUAUUCAAGAAUCCAACAAAGUAGAAGACCUAAAGUUGGAGGAUUUGGUUGGUUUGUUGGAGGCGCAUGAGAUUAGGAUUGUUGAAAGGAAAGGAGUUCAUGAUUCGAUACGGGCACUGCAAUCUCAGUCAUGGAAAAAGAAUGGUGGUUCCAACAAAUUCAAAGGCAAAUUCAAAAAGAAUCAGGGAAAGAAGCCUUGGUCGAACCCCCAUAAGCAGAAGGAUGAAGAUAGGACUUCUGAAUCAUCGAAUGUGGGAGGAGGAAACUAUCGAAAGGACAAAGAAGAUAAAAAUGGUAAAGGUGUGCAGUUCUAUAAAUGUGAAAAGUGGGGUCACAUGUCCAAAUGUUAUUGGUACAAGAAACACAAUGGAUCGACAACAGGCAAGGACGAAUGA
Molecule: messenger RNA, 1101 nt
Organism: Vicia villosa (hairy vetch)
Lineage: Eukaryota; Viridiplantae; Streptophyta; Magnoliopsida; Fabales; Fabaceae
Exons: 3
Coding region: 1-1101 (366 amino acids)
Source: RefSeq, a predicted model, not a curated record